Drosophila biarmipes is the source of this 2397-nucleotide messenger RNA. RefSeq names its product bromodomain-containing protein DDB_G0280777. The record is from RefSeq and is a predicted model, not a curated record. Lineage: Eukaryota; Metazoa; Arthropoda; Insecta; Diptera; Drosophilidae. The transcript is spliced from 2 exons. The coding region runs from base 1 to 2367 and encodes 788 amino acids.
AUGACCAAGUUCGUGGUGGUGGGCCUGUGCCUGCUGAUGGCCUUCAGCCAGAUGGCUUCCGUGUCCGGCGUGACCGAGGCUCCGCAGGUGGAGCAGUCGACGGAGUCGCCCAUCGCCGACAUGGCGCUGAUUGAGGAUGUGGCGCCCAUGGCAGCCAAAACGCCCACGGAGAAGCCGCCCCAGGUGCAGGAGGCUCCGGUGGCUCCGGUGGCCGCUGUGGAGGUCCAGGAGAAGGCCGCCCCCCAGCCGCACACGGUGGCCGACUUCAUCAUCCACCCGCUGAUCGCCUUCAAGCCGCGCCAGGCCAGCCUGGAGGAGAUCCAGGGCAAGCAGGCCCAGGCGACAGCCGGCUCCGCGGCGAGCACGCCCGCCUCGCCGGGCACCUGGCUCUUCGGCAUGAAUCCCGCCCAGCAGCUGGGCUCCUCCUUCUCCUCGCUGGCCGGCUCCGUGUCCGGCUGGUUCAACGAUCGCCUGCAGCUGCCCGGCCUGGUGGAGACCCCGGUGCGCGAGUCCAGCACCAGCAGCAGCACCACCACCUCGACCAGCACCCAGCGACCCGAUAUUGUCGUCCGGGUGCAGCAGCGUCCCCAGCGCAAUGGCAACCGCAAUGGCAACCGGAACGGCAACAUGAACAACCGACGUCGCCAGCAGCGCCCCAACAGGUUCAACAACCGUCUGGACUCGUUCGAGGAUGACUACUACGAGGAUGACUACUACCAGGGCAACCGGUUCGAUGACGAGUUCGACGACGACGAGGACGAUCAGAGCCUGGAGCAGUUCGAGGACGAUGACUCCCUGGAGCUGCGGCCCCAGCAGAAGCCCAAGCGCAAGCAGACCCAGGUGCAGAGCCAGAAGCAGCGCAGGAAGUUCCAGCAGCAGCAGCAGCUGGAGGAGGAGGAGCAGCAAGUGGUCAGCCAGAAGCGCCGCCAACCCCUGAACGCGACGAACAAGAAGACCAAGGCGCAGAAGAAGCCGGUGCAGCCGGUGGUGGAGGAGUCGCAGGACGAGGAGGAGCUGGAGGAUGAGGAGGCCGAGAACGACGACGAGGAGGAGCAGGAGGACCAGGCGCAGGAGGACGACAGCCAGGAGCAGGACUUCCAGCCCGAGCCCGUCUUCGGCACCAGCACCUCGACGAGGCGCAGCCAGAACCAGCCCAACUUCAUCCAGCGCGGCCAGCAGAGCAUCAUCAGCCAGAUCCGCCAGUUCACCAGGGGCCAGACGCCAGGAGAGCUGGCCACCACACUGAGGAGGACCCCCAUCUCCUCCGCCUCCGGCUCGAAGACCCGUCGUCCCCAGCAGACGACUCUGCUGGUGAACCGCAAUGGUCAGACCGUUUACCUGGCCCCCGAGCUGCUCAACCUGAACUCCGCCUAUCCCUACGCCUAUGUCCAGGGGCAGACCAAGAAGCAGCGCGUCCCGGUCAGCGGAGGCUUCCCCCAGCCCCCGCUGACGGUGCCGGUGAGGCGCCAGGGUCGUCCCACCCAGUACAUCACCAUUCCCUGGAGCCAGCUGGGUCUCUCGCCGCCGGACCAGCAGUCGGUGGUCUCCCUGGCCGAGGGCAUCCAGGCCCAGCCCCUGAUCCUGAACAUCCCUCAGAGCGCCAUUAGCCCGGUGAGGAGCACCUCCGGUGGCCAGAAGAAGAAGCAGCGUCCCCAGCUGACCGCCUCGGCUGUGCCGCUCCUGGCCGACGCCUCCCUGAUGGACAUCUUCCAGCCCCCCCAGAUCCCGCCCUCCAGAACCGGAGCUGCCUCUUCUGCAUCCCCAUCCUCCUUGGGAUCCGGAGCCUCCAUUAAGCCCAUCUCCGCCCAGCCCGUUCUGAUUGCCGCCAAGCCCGUGAAGGCCGGCGGAGCCACAGGACUGCUGCCCACUCGCAUCCGUCCUGGAACCAUUGUGGAGAAGGCCCCCGCCAUGGAGGAGAAGCCCAUGGAGGCCACCGAGGUCAAGCACGACCAGGAGAUGAUGGCCCCGGAGGCGGUGGCGCCGCAGAUGGCGGCCAGCGCUCCCGAGCAGCAGGAGUUCAUCCUGGUCGGCGACGACGAUGAGCCCGGUCUCUCGCGACAUGUGCAGCCCGCCUUCGGAGACGCCCGCUAUGUGUCCUACGGCGAUUUCCAUCCCUACUUCGAUCUGGUCACCCAGAACAGGCGGUUCGCCCUGAGGAAGACCGGUAGGUCCCUGGAGAACCCCGAGGCGCCAGUUGUUGCCCAGGAGGAGGCUCAAAAGGAGGAGGUAAAGCAGGAGGAAGUGGAAAAGAAUGAAGAGACCCAGAAGGAGGAGAUCCAGAAGGAGGAGACCCAGAAGGAGGAGAUCCAGAUGGAGGAGUACCGCCCCGACGGACCACAGCCCACGGAGCCGGUCCCGCCGCAAUAAUUUUGUAAAACAAAAAACCCUCCCCAAAAA